Messenger RNA from Coturnix japonica (Japanese quail), 1691 nucleotides. NCBI's taxonomy places the organism in Eukaryota, Metazoa, Chordata, Aves, Galliformes, Phasianidae. The record is from RefSeq and is a predicted model, not a curated record.
AUGGGCUGCUGUGUGACAUGGAACCCAGGAGCAGCAUCAGAGCGGCUGCAGGGUGGUGGGUGCCACAUCCUGGAGGAGCUUCUGGCAGACGACUGGAAGCAUCUGGAAGGGGUGAGCUCCCACAUGGCUGCUGCCAACAAGGAGCAACCUGCGCGUGUGAUGCGUACCAAGUUAAGCUGGUGGGAGGACGGCCCCGCAACGGGCUGUGCCUCCAGGAGUCCAUAUGGCACCACCAAAGAGCGAGUGGCCGUCUGGGACUCCGUGGCCGUCUGUGUGCAACAACAACUCCUGCUGCACAAGGGGAUCCGAAUUCCUACCUUCGGUUCCUUCGACAUCGUCUUCAAAGAGAUCAGGGCUAAGGAGGGCACCCUGGUUGUGCAGUGGCCGGCGUUUCGCCUGGCCAGGAACCUUCUGGACGUCCACAGUCUGACAGGUGAUGAGGAACUCCUGACAGGCCAUAAGGAAGUGGAGCCCCUCAAGUACACCGAGGUGGCCUCAACUGCAUCGGUGUCCCGGCACAGAGUGGAGACCUGCAUAUGCAGCACCACAUCCCUCAUCUCCCACUGCCUGAGGAACGGGGAGAACGUUGCCUUUGUCCUGAAGGACAUCGGGGUCCUCUUCUUAGAAGGAGCACGAGUUCAAAUGAAAUUCUACUACGACUUCCUCGAGAAGGUCUGUGGGAAAGCCAGUCUGGAAACAGCAGUUUUCAAGGUCCCCUGGCUGCUGGACAUGGUGGUGUCCCGGGUGGCAGCGGUGGCUCCCUGACACUCUCUGGCCGGGUCAUCGUCUUUCCUGAGUUUAAGUUGGAGUUUAUCCACAAACCACCUCCCAGGAAACCAUCCAAGGCAUCCAGGGAAGUGCCUGGUGAGGGCAAGAUGGAGAAAGAAGAGGGUUUGGGUGUGCCACCUCUUGGCCGGGACAAGAAAGGGCCAGGAAAGAUCCCUGAGCAGCCAUCCUUACAUGGCCGACGGAGCACUGCCCAUAGAGGAGGCACAGGUUCUUUUCCCAAAACAAGGGUGGAGCAGAAGAAGAGCUCUGUGCCCAGUCAAGUUCCAGCGCUCCCGGCGGUGUCUUCACCCAAAAAGAUGGCUGUGCCCAGCAAAACCCAGAGUGAAGGCACGACCAAAAGCACUGCACCACCCACGGGUCCAGCACGGGCAAUAAAACCCCACAGGUGCACAGAGGAACAAGGUGCGGUGAGGCCGGCACUGAGCAGCCAAGGUCAGCACAAGCUGACAGCACAAAGUAAAGCAGCAGAGCCAGGCCGCACUCGUGGAGUGGAACCUCAGAGCUGCCAGGAAGGAAGAGGAGCAGCAAAGCCGGUGCUGAGCAGCAAAAGUGAUGGGAAACACACAGCCAGAGCUCCAGCACAAGGCUUGGGUCGGGCUCAGGCUGCUGGAGCUCAGUGGGUCAGAAAACAAGCAGUGAAGCCAGCACUGAGCAGCCAGCUUCAGGGCAAAGUCAUCACCAAAGGGAAGGCUCCAGAAAUACGUCCAGCACAGCCUCAGAGUUUGAAAGAAGAAAGAGGGGUGGUGAGACCGGCACCAAUGAGUCAGUUUGUGGGCAAAUCCAUAGCCAAAGCUCCAGUACCAAAGGCAGGUGGAGCCCAGGCAGUGCAGUCUCAGAGCAUCAGAGAAGGACGAGGAGCAGAGAAAACCCUCAGUGAUGGCAGAGUGCCGGAGGCAAACAAG